GAAGUACCGACCGCCAUGGAAUCCGCUCCAUAGUUUGAUGUAACAGAUUACUGGCCGGGAGAAAAGGGUAUCAGUCUCUACUUUCCUAUGCACGUAGAAACGAUUAUGGAACACUGGAUGUACGAAGAUGAAUUGAGUCCUCCAAAGGUGGGUCAAUGGGCAUUCAUUUCCAGCUAUUAUUAUCUCUUGAAUCGUCGAGUCGCUGUCUUACUAGUGCGAUUUUAGGAAUCCUGUUACACCGAUAGCGUUACAUGAAAAGCAACGCGAAUUACGAAAACAAUCGGUGCCGGCCACUUUGCACGUCUAUCUAUCUAUCCAAUCAACCUUUAUCGCUUAUAAUACCUGACAACAUGGUCUACUCUCGCUCCAUCGUCGCUGCUAUCAUCGCCGCCAGUGCCCUUUCUGCAUUGGCUGCCCCUGUUCCCGAAGGACAAGGCGGAAAGCCGUCAGAGGGCAAAGCUCCUUCGACCGCUGAUCAGAAGGGUCAACCAGCGGGCAGUAAUGAUAUGCACAAACAUGAUGGACCUGGACGUAAUCGCAAUCAUGGUCAUGGGCACCGCAAGCACAGUCAUGGGAAUGAUCCCAUGUCCGCAACACCUGUUGUCGACCUUCCCACCGAUACGACUAGUCCUACUCUUCCUAUUGAGACAGAUUCGUCUUCACCUUCCACUGGAUCUGCUGCUGCUACUGCCGAUGCAUCGCCUACGCACACCAGUUCUUCCGCCAGUUCCCACUCGACGUCUAAAGACACUUCAUCUCCUGACUCAAAAUCUACCGUCUCUGCAUCAUCUACCUCCAAAUCCGAAGCUACUCCUACUCCUCAUGCUGCUGCCUCGCGUCGCGAAGUUCCUGGCGCAGAAGAGCAACGUUCUGAGGGUGCCGAAAACAGUGACAAGAAGAAGAAGAAAAACCACGGCAAUGGCCCCAAGAAGGGGAAGGGUGACAGGAAGAAGAAACAUUCUGGCACUGGAAGCUCUGAAAAGAGCCACGGAGGAGAGAAGGAAAGCUCACCCAAAAAACAGCGCCGCACUAUCCCUGGCCAAGAACAUGGGCAGGGUAAGCAUCAAGAGAAUCAUGCUGGUGGUAGGAAAUCCAACCACGGAGGUGAGAGGCACCCUCGUACUCUUCCCGGUCAAGGACAUAUGCAGGGCGGACAUGAAGAGGAACAUGGACCACUUCAUGCUGACGGUAGAAAACCCAACCACGGGGAUGAGAGGCAUCGUCGCACUCUUCCCGGCCAAGAACAUAGGCAGGGCGGACAUGAAGAGGAACAUGUACCAAUUCAUGCUGGCGGUAGAAAACCCAAUCACGGGGAUGAGAGGCAUCGUCGCACUCUCCCGGGCCAAGAACAGCAGCAUGGACAGGGCGAGGGUGAAGUGGAUCACGCCCAUGGUGGUCCUCCCAGUGAUGAAGGUGAAAACAAUGCUAUGGAAGAUGGUAAGAAGCACGGUGACAAGAAGAAAGGUGCACCUGGCGGUCGGAAGCAGAGGAAUCGGGGAGGGAGAAAGGAUAAACAACAUGGUGGUUCAGGCGGUGAGAAAUCCACUGGUAGAUCCGACGACAAAGAUAAAGAAGUUCCUGGGGCCGAAGAUGGCAAGCCUGAGCGCGAAGGGCGUAAAAGCCAACCACAGAUGGGUCGUCGUUUCCCUCAGGCCUCUGUGAGCUAUGGCGCCGACUUGGAUUAAUGAUUUAGAGGAUUGUAGAUAGUCUUGUGUUUGUUUGGAAUAAAAAUUC
This is a messenger RNA of Lentinula edodes (shiitake mushroom), 1734 nucleotides long. RefSeq lists its product as uncharacterized. The transcript is spliced from 2 exons. The coding region runs from base 252 to 1685 and encodes 477 amino acids. NCBI's taxonomy places the organism in Eukaryota, Fungi, Basidiomycota, Agaricomycetes, Agaricales, Omphalotaceae. The record is from RefSeq and is a predicted model, not a curated record.